UUGUUGCAACUUUUUCUGGAUCGGUGCAUCAACAUCGUACAAUGUAUGAUUUGGUCUGGUGCAUGUCGUAAUACGAAUCAAUUACCUACUCGUAUUGGUUAUAAUGAAUAACAACUUCAUAUCAUCGUUUCAUGACUUUUGAACAUCAUUUAUGCUCCUGACAAAUAUGGCCGCUCAUGUCGUCGUAGCGAAGACGCGAUAGUUGCUCUCAUUGUGGAUCUGCAUGCCUUGAUUUCGUUAUCUCCUCGGUGGAAUAGGCAGGAAGGACGAGCAUCGCGAUGGUGGACCCCGGAGAUGCUCAUCUCAAGGCGGAAAUCGUGCUUUGGGCAAUCACUUUCGUCUCUGCUGUGACUAUCACCGCAGUGGGAGACCGCUGCCGUGGCCUUCUUCGAUUUGUAAUCGGCGGUGCGUGUUUCUUUGCGAUCUGUGAACGGCUCAUCCCAAGACCGGAGUUCCCGCUAGUAUCUUCACAUCAAAGUUUGUCUUUGCAGGAAACGUUUGAAUAUGAGGAACUCACCUCCUCAGCCUCGGCUGCGGUCGCAACUCGAGCGAACACAACGACCCAUGUUGGCGAGCAGAAUCCUAUACCUGCAGUGUCAGACUUUCUCCUGUUGUCUGCGCCGACAAGUAUUUUCGACUUUCCCGAAGAACCUCGUUAUGACGCACAGCGCGUAGUUCUUUUCGGGACCCCUGAAGAUGACGGAACAAACUUGGACUUUGCGAGGCGGGCAUUUUACUCCUACAGAUUGACCUUUUGGCUGCGAUUCUCGAUAAUUACCACUGCGGCCGUUGGCUUCGCGGCUUUAAGUUCUCUCUCGCGUAGAGCAUGCAUGAUCACAGUGGGUGGCGCUCUUGGUUUGUACGUUGUUGCGCCGUGGCUCGCAGUUGCAGCUGGUCGCAUACUGGCACUAGACUCUCCUGAGGGCGCUUCCGGAAUUCGGACUAUUACAGGGAAUAUAGUCACUAGAGGAGCUCACCGUCCUGAGCAGUCGUCGUCCGCACAAGGUGAAAGCGAAUCAUUUGUACUGGUGCUAGCAAUACGCAACCAACUUUUGAAGCUACAACCGUCUCUAUCAACAACUACAACAGCUGCUGCAUCUUCCCUGUUUCAUAACUUCGAAGCUACAUAUUUUCUCCGACACGCAGCGCUUGUCUGGCUGCCAUGUCUUCUUGUCGGCCUCGUGUUUGCCCUGCUGAUACCUCGUGCGGCCUUCUGUACACUCAUUCCGAUUGGAGUCUCGUCUGCCGGAGCCGAAGGACUUGUGAACCUACUCAUUAGUCUUGUGCAAUUGUUAUGGCUCACGAUAAUUCAUCCACAAAGGAUGUACUAACAUCUUCCAAUAAUGUCCUUUUUACGAAAGAACCAGGUCCUCGAGGGAACAAUAGAUUUGCCUAGGUGGAAAUGGAUUAUUGUGAGUUCUAAAAUUUUAUGGCAAAGAUGCUGAUCGUAACCGUCCACUCUGGUUUAUUUCUUACCGGCUGCUACCAAAUCGUACUCCGACACUAUUGCGGCCGAUACUGAGCUUCUCCCCGAGCGGCAGUAAUUCCAGUACACCGAUGGCCUCUGAUGUACUCACAGUCGCCUUCUGGCAAAAGGUCUGGUCUGCCUGUGGAUUGGCGACAAGGAGGCUGUUUCACGUAAACCAGCACUUGCGGCUCUUGGCUUUAGGCGCUUCCGGUCUCUCGCAUCUGGAAAGGCGCAGUAAUGCUAGAGUGGUUUUUGCGGAUCCCGACCCGUUACAGGAUAGGUUGUAUAUUCGAAACUUGGCUGUGCAUGUGGAAAAUUCUGGAGCUGACUCUGGAGAUGUGGGUGCAACAUCUUUUCCAAGUUUUUUUCAUACGGUUCCCGGUCAAAUACUCAUAGCAGCACCACAAGGAGUUAGACCGUUGCAAAAUAUUGUGGAUGCUCGGACACGCUUCCAGCAUCUCCGUAGAGGGCAGGACGCUGGUCAGCUAAGCGACGUCGAUCGAUUCCUCUGGCAGGACUCGGCUGACGAGCGCUUAGCACCGUUGAAACUAAGUUGGAAAGCUGACUUUUCUCCUUCUGUGUUUGUGUAUUGUUUGUAUGGAAUCGUGUUCUUGUCGCUGCUGCUGACGUCAUCUGCGUUGCAGUGGUCGCGAGCCUUACAGGAUGAAGAGGAUGAGGAGGACAACGAAAACUCAACAUUAUCUCUGGAGGACGCUGCCCGAAAAGGAAAAAGAGGAGGAGUCUGUUCUCGUCGCCGAUCUUGGGGCCGCCAUCGAAGGGGUUAUUCGCGAAGGCGCUCCAGCAACUCUUGUUAAGGAUUAACUGCGUAAAAAGGAACCAAAUCAUAAUCAAUCUUUCUGUGGGUGUGAUAUGAUAAAAGAUACAACUACUUCUACUUCCGGUUGUAGUGACUAAUCUAUCUUCAGUGUUAAUCUUAUGGCGCGGAUGUUUCGACAUUCAAUAGAUGAUACAAGAAACCAAGUAACUGAAAAUAAAUGGCGGGAAAAUAUUUGUGCUACGCGAGCUCCGGCGACUGCUAAUUUCUCGGUAACACGACAGAGGACGGUGCAGGCUCACGCACGCAGAAUGAGAGUGUAAUCGAGAUCGAUACCGGGAAUAGUUCGCCGCAGGAUAGCACCGACUUGGAGUCUCUCUCCCCCGGAGAGAGGGAUCUUGAAUUCGAAAUGGAUCUUGACUGCGGACGAGGUCGUUUGCCUCGGACCAGUGUAGUUUUGUCAAAAUCUCACAGCAAGCGGAACAAGAACGAAGGAGGAACUUCGAAUGGUGCGAGAGGAAAUUCUAAGGUGUCCGACCUUCGGAAUCGUUCAACCACAUCAUCCUCCAAAAGAAAAAAGGAAGAAAGACGAGUGCGAUCGACUAGAAAUAGUCCAAAGCACGAUAAGACUGCGUAUAGGGAUAAUAGUUCCUCGGCUGAUGAUAAGGUCCUCAACCCUGGAGAUGACAACACUAUGUCAAAAAAAGGAAGACACCUGAGGCGGGAUCACGAAAGAAGGAACGACAGCACGAAUCGACGACACAAAUUGGCAAGCGAAGCGUCUUUUAGAAGAGAUGAAAAUACCUUGCGCAGCCAUAAUCAGCAACUGGAAGACCAAGAAGGCUCACGUGGGCGACGUCGUUCUGAGUUUGAUUUUGCAGAAUUGCGUGAGGCCUGCCGAAGGCCAAUAAGGCAUUAGCUGUAUUCAAAAUUUUAAUUUGGAUUUGCAUUCACAAUCGCAUCUUUUGUCCCCUAUCCAUGAAGUAGGUAAGGAAGUAUCACGAACUGAGUUAUACUAUCGUCGUCAAUUUAUGAUUCACUACUACAACUACUAUCAUAAAGGAAUCGAUUUUUGAGGUAUUAUCUAUGCUGAUUACUGGCUACUAUGAAAAACCCGAUCGGAUUAACACAUUUCUAUGUCCUAUGUAUUGGAUCCGUCAGCAAAUUGAUAGCACAAAACAAUCGAACAUAGCUGUAUGUAGAAACGCUACCUUCUAUGAACACGGCAAUCUGAAGUAACGAACUAGCGGAUACCUUCAUAUUGAUUUCAUGUGUGGCAAGCCGAUUCUCUUUGUAUUCUAAGCAUAAUUAUAUAUAAAUAUUGACGCACUCAUCAUACAGGCUAAAAGUAAAAUCAUUCAUGGAAUUUUUCAAGCCCUAUUGUCAUAGGUAGUAGAAAGAUUAUCUUUACAAGCGAAUUUCCGUUUCAAUCCUUAUGUCAUGUCCAUCCAUCAUCAUAAGUUUUCGUAAAUUGAUUAUAUCUUUUACUUUCCUGAUAAUGCUGGUAUGAACGUGGUAGUUGUUGUCAUAAAGUAUACUUCCAAUCAUCGCAGACUAGCCAAAAUAUCUACAGCGCGUUCAAAGAUGAAUUAGUUACCACUAGCUAAGAAAAACAGGAAAAGGCAGUUCAUUGUUGUACAGAAUGCUCAUCAAAGAAUGUGAACUUGUUUCGAGUAGGCCUCAACAAAGCUGGGAUCUUUGAUGGCUCCUUUGCCUACUGUUGUUCUUCAGAGGCUAUUGGCUUAUAGCUCUCUCCGAUAGUUGUAGUUGUUGGCCGUUGGCAUACGCAUACGGUCCUAUGCUCCCGCAGUAUAUAACUGUUUAAUUGCUCGGUAUAAAUAUUGAAGUGAUUAAAAGGGAGGCAGCGUAUAGUUCUAUGGAAAAAAAAGAUUGAGAAUCAAAUUGAAACCUCCUCUCACUUCGGCGUCGCGACUUGUUGUUGCUCUCUCUGCUGCUCACAAAUGGAUUUAUUGAUCUCUGCGCUAUCAACAUGAGCAGGCAAGGUGUGCCCUAUUUUUUCACAUGCCUAGGAAAGCGAGC
This is a messenger RNA of Amoebophrya sp. A25, 4283 nucleotides long. The record is from the annotation of a GenBank genome assembly. Lineage: Eukaryota; Dinophyceae; Syndiniales; Amoebophryaceae.